Molecule: messenger RNA, 6845 nt
Organism: Pogonomyrmex barbatus (red harvester ant)
Lineage: Eukaryota; Metazoa; Arthropoda; Insecta; Hymenoptera; Formicidae
Product: cell adhesion molecule Dscam2
Biological process (GO): cell-cell adhesion
Cellular component (GO): neuron projection
Molecular function (GO): protein binding
Source: RefSeq, a predicted model, not a curated record
CCGGUUUAGUCUAUCUCCUGGCGCUAGACGCGACGAGUGCCGAGAGGGGUUGCGGCGCACCGAGGCAGAGGGGUUGCGCGCGUGGUUGUACGUCAUCUCGCUCCUGAUCCUACGCCUCUUGCAUACACACGUACACGCAUACGCGCACACCACGCAUACGCGUUCACCACGUCUUUCAGAGAUCCUAUAUCCCCCUACCUACCGGAACUUGUCAGACUUCGCGCCACCCUUAUGUUUAUACCGAUACACAGUUGGAAGCCGGACAGGUGAACUCACUGCCCCGAUCUCCCCACGAUGAAACGGGAGUGGUAGGUCCUUCUCGCUCUCGUCGUUAUCCAUCCACCUGUCCAUCUGCCUGUCCUCUGGUCUCUCGCGAAAUUUUCCAAGGAACUCGAUGACGACGGCACCGCCGGCAGGAAUGGACGCGAGAUCGCAAAAGAGACAGCUCGUCAGGCAUCGGCCAUGCACCACGUAUCGGUCGACCCACCACGUGGAUCGUGGUCUCGUGCUCUUAUCGCUGGUACCGUUCGCGCUUCUCCUCGUCCUCGGGGUUGGCACCUCCGACGCCUCCUACGAGACGCAGGGACCCAGCUUCGUCACGGAGCCGCCGUCCAGGGUGGAGUUCACCAAUGUGAACGGCGGCCGGGUGGACUGCACCGUGCGUGGAAAUCCUCUGCCGACCGUCGACUGGCUCGCGGCGGACGGCGGCAGCAUAACGAACAUCCUCGGCAUCAGGCACGUCCUCGGCAACGGGACGAUACACUUCCCCGCGUUCGAGGCCGAGGCCUUCCGGCAGGACGUUCACUGGGCCAUUUACAAGUGCUCGGCCGUCAACAGUGUCGGCGCGGUCGUUAGCAGAGACGUCACCGUCAGAGCAGUGGUAAACCAACGUUACGACCCGGAAGUGCAAAGUCCCAGCGGCUUCCUCGGCAACAACGUGCUCAUGCGCUGCAACGUUCCCAGCUUCGUUCGCGACCACGUCACGGUCACGUCUUGGCUCCAAGAACCGGCCUUCAAUAUUUAUCCCUCCACCAUGGGCGUCUUGCGUAGAUGGUACUACAACAGGAAUCAGAGGGAGGAACCGAUCGAAGAGUCGUCGGGUCAUUACGUGGUGCGUGACGGCUCCUUGAUCAUUCAGAACGUCGAGGAGAACGACGCCGGCUCCUACAUCUGCGCCGCCAGCAAUUCCGAAGGCAGGGAAACUUUGGAGAUCAGAUUAACGGUGUCUGCACCGCUGAGCGUUCACGUGCAGCCGGCGAUACAAACCGUCGAUCUGGGGAAAUCCGCCUAUCUGACGUGCACCGCAAGUGGAUUUCCGCAAGCGGCACUCUAUUGGCUGAAAGACGGUCAGCCAUUGAGAACGGGCGCCCGGGUAAGGACGGUCUCCAGCGAGCGCAUUUCCGUGACGUCAGUCGCGAGGGAGGAUCGCGGCAUGUACCAGUGCUUCGUGCGGAACGAGUACGAAAUGGCUCAAGGAAUUGCGGAAUUGCGCUUAGGAGAGAUCGCGCCGCAGCUGGUCUACAGGUUUAUCGAACAGACAAUGCAGCCCGGUCCAUCGGUUUCUCUGAAAUGCAGCGCCGCGGGUAAUCCCACGCCGCAAAUUUCCUGGCUGCUAGAUGGAUUUCCGCUUCCACAAAACGACAGGCUCCUGAUUGGCCAAUACGUGACCGUGUACGGGGACGUAAUAUCCCACGUUAAUAUCACGAGCGUGAAGCCCGAAGACGGCGGCGAGUACGAGUGCAUCGCCAGCAGCCGCGCCGGCGAGGCGAGGCACUCGGCGAGGCUCAAUAUCUACGGACUGCCAUACGUCAGACCGAUGUCGCCCGUUUCAGCGGUCGCGGGGAAGCAACUAUAUAUCAAGUGUCCUGUAGCCGGUUAUCCCAUUGAAUCGAUAGUGUGGGAGAAAGGGGACGUAAAACUGCCUACCAAUAUGAGACAGAGAGUCGCCAACGGCACCCUGUUCAUCGAUACCGUGCAACGCAGUGCCGACGAAGGCACGUAUACAUGCACUGCCAGAAACAAACAUAAUUACACGUCGCAUCGCUCGGUCGAAGUACGUGUUCUAGUGCCACCUAAAAUCACGCCUUUCAGUUUUGCUCGCGAUUUAAACGUAGGGGACCGUACUAGCGUACAGUGCGUAGUCGUGACCGGCGACCUACCACUGACAUUCACGUGGCUCAAAGAUAACGUCCCGAUAGAGACGAUCAGGACGUUGCCGUCGUCGCAGGAUACGCCGUCGGGCAGCCGCGCUCGGUCGCCGGCCGGUCCUGGGAUGGACGCGAUGAUUAACGGGGGCCCCAAGCUAAGGGGCCCUGCAACCAUGACCGCCUCCGGCCCCUCCGGGCAUGACGAAGCGUCCUCCUCGUCCCAGAGAAAGAGCAUUACCAUCGGGAUACAUGACGCUUUUACCAGCGCCCUGAGCAUUAGCACGAUCGCACCCGCGCACAAUGGCACGUACACCUGUCGCGUGACCAAUGGCGCUGCAACCGUCGCUCAUUCUGCACUCCUUCACGUCAACGGCACCAGCGUAAGAUCGCAAGAGGUGUGUUGCAUACUCUCUCCCAUUAUCAUGUCACAACGUAACGUUUAUAGUUCCGCCGCGGAUCUCGCCGUUUUUUUCGGAAACGGUGUGAUGGAGGGGGAGCGGACACAGCUUAUGUGUACGACGAGCCAGGGCGACCAGCCGCUCAACAUCACGUGGUUGAUGGACGAGAAACCGAUUCAGGUCAGACCGAGCGACGGUGGUACAUCGGUGUCGUCGGUCCAGACCGCCGCCGCCGCCGCCGCCGCUACCGUCGAGACCAGCAACGGCAUACAGAUAAACGACUAUCCGCCGUUUUCCAGCAUCCUGACGAUAAAUAGCGUCAGCGCUAGCCACAGCGGCAACUACACGUGUCAGAUCAGCAACGUCGCUGGCCUGGCCGAGCACUCGACCAGCCUCUCAGUCGCUGUACCUCCGAGGUGGACCGUGGAACCUAUCGACCAGAACGCGGUUGUAGGUCACGGCGUCUCCAUCGCCUGUCAGGCCGAAGGAUUCCCCAUUCCGAGUGUGACUUGGAAGCAAUCUAUCGGUGAAACUCCAGGUGACUACCGGGAGCUGGGAUACGGCACGGAGGGCGCCGGCGUGGCCAGAAACGGAUCCUUGGUGAUCCCGCGGGUAUCGCGAGAUCACGCCGGAUUCUAUCUAUGCCAGGCGAACAACGGCAUCGGGCCCGGCCUCAGCAAGCUUAUUCGACUAACAGUUCAUGCGGGCCCCCAGGUGACAGUAAGGACAAGGCAGGAAUCGGUGCGACGAGGGGAGAGCGUAAUAUUACGCUGCGAGGCCGAGGGAGACGCGCCUCUUGAUCUUAGCUGGCGUGUUCGUGACAGCAAGAUCGAUCCUAAUUACGAUGUUAGGUACGUGGUGGACAAUACGGUGGACGUCUCGGGACGCGUCACCACCGAGCUGCGGAUCAUUCAGGCGAGCCACAUGGACCGCGGCGACUACGUCUGCGUCGCCGCGAACGCGUACGGCCGCGACAAGGCGACGAUCCACCUGCUGGUGCAGGAGCCGCCCGACUUCCCACGUAAUCUGCACGUGGCCGAGCAGGGCAGCCGGUCGAUUCUGCUGGCCUGGUCCUCGCCGACGACGGAUCGGGACCCGAGCCACGCCAGCUCGCCCAUCACCAAUUACAUCGUGCAGUACAAGGAGGCGCAAGACGUGUGGCAUGAGCACAACACGCAGAAGCUGGUAGCCGGAGACAACACGGUCGCUCGGGUAUCGUCCCUAAAACCCGCGACUACCUACCACUUUCGAGUGCUUGCGGAAAAUCAUCUUGGAACAUCAGCGCCAAGCGACAUCCUUCAUGUGCAAACGGAUGGCGAAGUGCCCGGUGGACCGCCCAGGCACGUCUCCGUGGAGCCCCUGGGCCCGCAGCAGCUCAAGAUCACGUGGCAACCGCCGGAUCGAUCUCUCUGGAACGGCGAACUACUCGGAUACACCAUCGGCUACACCAAUCUCGGAGGAGAUGAUCAAUUGACGAAUACGACGCGAGUAGGAAUCACAGGAAAUGGGGACGGCUCGCACGAUUACAGGCUAACCGGCCUACGAAAAUAUACCCAAUAUAGCAUAGUUGUAAAGGCGUUCAAUAGCAAAGGAGACGGCCCGGGAUCCGAUCCCGUGACGGCGCACACAUUGGAGGAUGUUCCAAGUGCGCCACCGCAGAAUGUAGCCUGCGCCGCGCUGAAUGGUCAGAACAUCCAGGUGACCUGGAAAACACCGCCUUUCGACAAAGUUCACGGGGUCGUGCUGGGAUACAAGCUGCUGUACGAGGCUGCCUCGGACUCGCAGACCGGCAGAGAGACGAAAGUCAGUCAUGCUCUCAGCACGGUCCUGCACACCCUCACCCCGUACACCAACUACACGGUGCAGGUGCUCGCCUACACCAAGGCUGGGGACGGCGUCGCGAGCAGCGCGGUCUCCUGCACCACCGGGGAAACCGUUCCCGACGCGCCGGAACGCGUGAAGGCGGUGGUGAGCGGCGAGAACGCCGUCGUGAUAUCCUGGUUGCCACCCCGACGACCGAACGGGCUGCUCAUCCAGUACACCGUCUACAUUCGCGUGCUGGAGCAAGGCCAGGAGGUGAAGAUCACGAAGAAUAUUCUGCCCGCGGAGAACACGCAUCACGAGGCGACGGGCUUGAAGAUGCACGAGACCUAUGAGGCGUGGGUCACGGCCUCGACUAAGGUCGGUCAGGGCUCCAGCACGCCGGUUAUCAAACUUCAGCCCAGCACUACCGUUCCAGCUGCCAUAAUAUCGUACGGCGUUCCCAUCGUGGUGCCGUGGCGAAUGGACAUUGAAAUGCGUUGCCUCGUCGUCGGCGAUCCUCGACCGAGCGUCGAGUGGCGGCGCGCCGACAUGAAAUUGCAGCAGAAAUCCGACGUGGGGCCGGACAAUACCUUGACUCUGAGAAACGUGCAGAGGAGUCACGAGGACAAUUAUUCGUGCCAUGCGAAGAAUUCGCUCGGCACGGACGAAAUUACGUACACGCUGCAUGUACAAGUACCGCCGACGUCGCCGACUCUGUUGGCGACCGGCACGACGACCGACGCCAUCCAACUGCAGUGGAAGCAGGGCGACAACGGCGGCGCACCUAUUAAGGGAUUUCUCCUGGCUUAUCGUCGGGAAUUCGCCGAAUGGGAGGAGGUGAUGCUGGACCGACGUGAGAGCACGCAUCUCCUCGAGGGCCUGCAGUGCGGCACGCGAUAUCAAUUCACCCUGGCGGCGUUCAACAGGAUCGGGAGCGGCAGCGCGAGCGACAUACAGACGGCGAAGACCAACGGCUCGAAGCCGAUCCCGCCGCUGAAGCAUCACUUUGUCAAGCCGAAUCAAACGUUCGUUAUUCUAGAAUUGGCAGCCUGGCAGGACGGCGGCUGCCCGUUGACCUACUUUGUCGUUGAGUAUAGGAGACUGCCCGGGGAUUGGCUGCUCGUCUCCAACAACGUGCCGCCGCAGUCGAAAUUCCCCAUCGUGGAUCUGGAUAGCGGCACCAGCUACGAGGUCCGCGUGACGGCUUACAACAACGCCGGUUCCACCCAGGCUGAGUACCUGUUCAGCACGCUGUCACAGAACGGAAACAACCGCUUGCACGAGGAUCAUCCGCAGGAGAGCGAGACCACUCCGCUCUAUCUCGACGCGCACGUUUUGGCGCCCAGCGUCAUCUCCGUUCUCGCUGUGAUGCUGGCGAUCGCCGGAGUGUGCUUCUGCCUCAAGACACAUCCGGAGGGAUCCGGAGGCGCGAACGACCCGAGCUCGCAGACGCAGGUCGCCCUGGACAACAAGCAUAAUAUGGAGCAGAGGGAACAGUACUACGCCACCGUGAGGAAGCCGGGACAGCAGUCGCCCUGCCGCGAGGUGAGCGCCCUGGAACGAAUACCCGAGUAUUCGGAAGACAUUUAUCCGUAUGCCACCUUCAAUCUGCCCGAGCAGGAAAAUCUUUCGGCGAAUCCCAUGAGACAGGCGUUCUUCUACGAACGCAGCGAGACGAUGCUGCAAGGCGCUCAAUGCGACGUGGACCAGUACACGAAGGUACGUGGUCGAGCGCGGCGCAAGUCGAAGUCGUUCAAGUCGGAGUCGGAGGAGUACGACACCCUGGGCUCGGACAGCGACACCGAGGUCGGCACCAGCAGUCGUACCGAGUCGUCGAAUCAUCUGGACGACUCCGGCCCGACGUCGAUAAUGGCCCGCUCGCCGGGGCCGAACUCUAUGAAUCAGCGGGAGCAGCGGCUCGCCCUGGUGCAGCGACCGGUUCAUCAUAAUGUGCUGUACCACACGCACGAAUCAAGUACAUCAACCGAGCCGUCACCAAUUUCUGAGAGAAAGACUUUCCCGAGGCUCGAAAAGCAACGGAGUCGCGGUGCGAUCGACGUCGCGAUCGACGGUCGCAUUCCCGGUAUACUGCGACCAGUGUUGAAGCUAUCGGAGUCCGGAGUGCAUUCGUACUCGCGAGGAGCGUCGCCGAGUCGUCCGGUGCGUCCUGGUUUCUACGACAGGCUGGAGAAGGAGCCGGCGAGCACCAGGAAGUCCGUCGAGUCGCUCUGCCUCCUGGAGGAGCCGGCGGGCACGUUCAGAAUGAUGAGGAGGGACGACGAUUGGGGCAGCGAGCUGUCUACGUUGGAAUUGAAGCCACCGAGCGGCUUCACCGACGUCCACGAGACCAGUGAAGCCGAGUGCGACAUCGAUAUGAAGCUGAAGCUACAUAGGAAACGACCGAGCGGACUCCACUCGAACAGCUCGCUCUCCAAAUCGCCCAAGGAUUUCACUAUCACCGUCUAAGUGUUUCUAAUCAAAUAUCAAAACCAAAAAA